AUGUCCAGGACUAUGAACGGUCGAUCAACCUCUCAAAAUGGCGAUAGCUAUAGGUCACCGUGGACGAAUACAUAUGACCCACCUGCUGAGGAUGCGCAAUUACCCUCGGAAAAGCUGCGCAAACUCGAAAUCGAAGCGAACGCAGCGUUUGAGAGCUAUAGGGAUAUGUAUUUCGAAGGUGGUAUCUCAUCUGUUUACUUUUGGGACCUGGACCAUGGUUUCGCUGGCGUAGUACUCAUUAAAAAGACCGGCGAUGGUUCGAAGGCUAUACAAGGUUGCUGGGAUUCUAUCCAUGUCAUCGAGAUCAACGAGAGAUCUUCCCGUCAAGUGCAUUACAAACUGACGAGCACCAUAAUGCUGUGGCUUCAAACGAAUAAGCCGGGAAGUGGAAUGAUGAACCUUGGUGGCUCGCUAACGAGACAAGUUGAACAAGAUUCACCAGUGAAUGACCAAAAUCCUCAUCUAGUCAAUAUAGGGAGAAUGAUUGAGGACCAAGAAUCGAAAAUGCGUUCGACCAUCAAUGAGAUCUAUUUUGGGAAAACGAAAAAGGUCAUCGGAGAUCUUCGUUCUGUUGAGACUCCGGCCGAGAAAGAGAAGCAGGAAGAGAUUGUUCGAGAAAUUCGUACGGCUGUGGCUGGGCGCAAUAACGCCGCAUAGUUCUUGAUGUCAUCGAAAUAUUAUUCGCUUUCUAUUGUUGAUAUGUGAUUUUUCUUUCUGACUCUGCGUUUGAGUGACGCGAAUACAGAACAUUACUGCUGCAUGAGAACCUCUUCUAAUUUCAGUAAUGCCCCUAUCGAAUCUUUUAGAUCUCUUCGCUCGACGCUAUCGAAGCAAUGCACCAGAUGAAUAUGUUGCAAUGCAUAUGAUUGUUUGCGCUUCCAAUGAACUGUCUUACAUAUGUUUUCCUUUUUAACUUUGCGAAUUGUUGUGCGCUUCAGAAGGCAUCCUUUUUGUCACAGUUUGGUAGUUUAUAGCCUUUCAAGUGACCUUGUAACCUGCUUGAGAUCAUACUUAUAUAUUAUAAUAAAUUAUCGCUAUCUUCUUGCG
Molecule: messenger RNA, 1047 nt
Organism: Cylicocyclus nassatus
Lineage: Eukaryota; Metazoa; Nematoda; Chromadorea; Rhabditida; Strongylidae
Source: the annotation of a GenBank genome assembly